AUGAAGGAUGAACUGAUGUUUUCUACUGAGCUGUUGACCACUACUAAAGCUGUAGAUGUGAUGGAAGCAGUAUCAGACUUUUUUAAGAAACACGGACAUUCUUGGCAAAAACUUAUUGGUGUAUGCACAGAUGGUGCUCCUUCAAUGCUGGGUUCUCGUUCAGGCUUUGUGCAGUUGGUCAAAGAGAAGAAUGCUGAUGUGGUUGGGAUUCAUUGUUUUAUUCACCGCCAAGCCUUGGCAGCAAAAACUCUUCCUAACGAACUCAAUGCUGUUUUAAAGCUUUGUAUUAAAGUAGUCAACUACGUUAAGAACAGUGCAUUAAAUACUCGACUGUUUAAAAUUCUGUGUGAAGAUUUAGGAAGUGAUCACAAAACGCUGCUAUUUCAUACAGAAGUACGAUGGCUAUCAAAAGGCAAUAUGUUGGGAAGACUAUUUGAACUCCGUGAUGAAGUGAUAACGUUUUUGGCACAGCAGAAACAAAACGAGCUUAGUGCAGAGUUCAAAAAACCCUGGAACCAAGUGAUUUUGGCCUAUUUAUCAGACUUUUUUGACACGUUAAAUAACCUAAACUUGAGACUGCAAGGUGCAGACUCAAAUAUAGUAACACAUCGGGAUGCCAUCAAGAUGUACGUUGAGAAACUACAACUUUGGAUCAAUGAACCCCAGCAACUAUUCAAGUUUCAGCAAAGUAGUGUCAGUCUCAGAAGAAGUAUGUUUUGA
Homalodisca vitripennis (glassy-winged sharpshooter) is the source of this 720-nucleotide messenger RNA. Its product is annotated as SCAN domain-containing protein 3-like. The transcript has a single exon. The record is from RefSeq and is a predicted model, not a curated record. The coding region runs from base 1 to 720 and encodes 239 amino acids. NCBI's taxonomy places the organism in Eukaryota, Metazoa, Arthropoda, Insecta, Hemiptera, Cicadellidae.